Molecule: messenger RNA, 789 nt
Organism: Penicillium robsamsonii
Lineage: Eukaryota; Fungi; Ascomycota; Eurotiomycetes; Eurotiales; Aspergillaceae
Exons: 2
Coding region: 1-789 (262 amino acids)
Source: RefSeq, a predicted model, not a curated record
AUGAAGCCUCAUCGCGCCCGCAGAUUCCUCCGGAAGGUAUUGGAAUUCUUCCAUUUAUCUUCUUCCUCAACCAAGCGGGUCAAAGCUCGUAACAGCGCGAAGCUGUGGUGUGGUGCUACCACCACACCUCCUCUUCGCAGAAUUUGCGUUGCCCGAGGAUGCAACCAGGCUGGAGUGGAUGGUCAAGUUGAUGAUCCUCCUCAGUAUACCACCGUUGACGGUGCAGCUUUUGAAAAGCCGGCUUCAACCCGCAGCCAACUGGAGUGUCGCAUCGUGAAACUCUGGAAGAAAGUCUGGUUGGGUCUUUAUCAGAUAGAUGACAACGAGGAUCGAUAUCAUGUCGAACGACUCGAGGCCCUUUCUCUUGGGGCUGGGUUGACUCGCACAUAUCGAGUUGGUGAGCUUCAAGUUCUCCGGCGUCAUUUUCUUCGAAGCGAGACCAACAACGCUAUUGCAUCGAUGAAGCUUUUCCAGGGUCUGUCUCUUUCGACCCUCUUAUCUGUGAUCCACAUUUUGGAGGCUUAUGAAAGUGAAAUUGAGAACAUGAGCCUCCUCUAUUCCAUCUUGCGAAGCGCUCAGCUUGCACUGCACCAAACUGCAGACCUAGCUCAAACUGCUGUUGUCAGAACUGAGUAUAUUGCAAUUGCAGAGCCGAUGGAGAAGCGCAUCAGACAGUACGAUAUUCGAAUGAAUGUGGUGAAUAUGCAAAUUUGUGAUGAGGCAAUGGGUUUCUAUGAGCGACAAAAGGGGGAAUAUAUUUAUCACAAGGCAUUCCCGAAUGAGUGGUAG